Tachyglossus aculeatus (Australian echidna) is the source of this 4004-nucleotide messenger RNA. Its product is annotated as NACHT, LRR and PYD domains-containing protein 3-like. The transcript is spliced from 13 exons. NCBI's taxonomy places the organism in Eukaryota, Metazoa, Chordata, Mammalia, Monotremata, Tachyglossidae. Bases 390 to 3536 code for a protein of 1048 amino acids. The record is from RefSeq and is a predicted model, not a curated record. Gene Ontology annotation, cellular component: cytoplasm.
AUGAAAGAGGAAGAUGGGGAAGUGAAAAAGAGGAAAGAUCGUUGCCCAAGUGUUGAACACAGGAAAUGUAAACUUCUCUCUAAAAGUGUCUUGUGGUCCCAGCGUCCUGAAAGGCCAAGUCCGGGUCCCCAACUGUCAUCAGGCUAAACCGUCCAAUCCGCUAUCGAUAUUCAGUCCCAGCCACAGUUCUGCCCCUCGGCAUUUCCCAAGAAAAUCAAAGCAGCUUCUCCUAGUGGUAAUCUUCUUCUUGAGUAACUCAAGCUGCGCAUUAACUCCCAGGAAUACAUCCCCAGACAGAGGAGUCGAGAGAAAACAAGACUCCUGAGUAUCUGUUAUCAAAAAAGCUCGCAUCUGGGUGCCUCUCCUCUUCCUCACGGCGUUGCUGCAACAUGGCUCUGAGCGUCCGAGACCUUCUCACCCAAACCCUGGAGGAUUUACUGGAGACGGAAUUCAGGAAGUUUAAAGGGAAACUCUGUGAGAUUCCCCUCUGGGACCCACCCGGGGGCCGAGGAGGUGCUGCCGGCAUCCCCCGCGGGGCUCUGGAGAAGGCUGAUCGGCUGACCACCGCCGACCUCAUCCUGAGCUACUGCGGUUCCGGCUCGGCCCUGGACGUGGUGGCAAGAGUCCUGGAGAAUAUCCAACAGAGAGAGCUGGGGAACAGACUCCGGGAGAGAGCCCCAGAGGCCCAGUGCUCCCCAGCCGGCCUGAUUUCCAGCUUGAGUCUCCAAAAGAGGACAAGCAAAGCGAGCGGCGUGUCCCCCAGUGCCUCUUUCUCAGAAGCAGCGGUGGCUCCCGACUCCGGGCAGAGGUCCAGAAGCAAAAAGAGAGCAAGUUGGAAAAUCUCCCAGGAGAUGUACCGCUCCGAGAUCCGGCACAAGUACGAACGUGUGAAGGACUACAACUCCCUGCCGGGGGCCUGGCGCUCGCUGGAGCAGCACUACGUGGCCCCGCUGAUCAUCCGCCGGUGCCGCCCGGCCCGCGAGCGGGAGCAGGAGCUGCUGUCCAAGGGCCCGAGGCACCUGGAGCUGCUGCGGCUCUGCGGCGAGGGCGGCUCGGCCCGGGUCCGCCUGGCCCACCUCCUGGACGGGCCCGGGGGCCGCCGGCCCCUCACCGUCGUGCUGCAGGGAGCGGCCGGCAUCGGCAAGAGCUACACGGCCCACAAGAUCAUCCUGGCCUGGGCCUCCCAGCGGCUCUACCACGACCGCUUCGACUGGGUCUUCCUCUUCAACUGCCGGGAGCUGGGGGUCGAGCCGCGCCCGCGCAGCCUGGCGGACCUGGUUCUGACCGACUGCCCGGCCCUCGGCCCCCACGUGGGCCAGAUCUUCUCCUGCCCGCAGAGGCUCCUGUUCCUGCUGGACGGCUUCGACGAGCUGCAGCCGCCCCGCUCCCCGGAGGAGGAUGAGAGGGAGGAGGGAGAGGAGGGCGGGGAGGAGGCGGCGGGGCGGCGGGCCGAGGCGGCCGUCCACAGGCGCCGUCCCGCCGCCGCCACGGUCAGGCUCCUGCUGCGGCAGCGGCUGCUCCCGGGCUGCCUGGUGGUGGUGACCACCCGCCCCUCGGCCCUGGAGCAGCUGGAGGGCUGCAUCCGGGCCGACGUCCACCUGGAGGUGCUGGGCUUCUUGGAGCCCGAGCGCCAGGCCUUCUUCGGCAGGUUCUUCGGCGACGCCAAGCGGGGCCGGGAGGCCUACGAGGCCGUGCGGGGCAACGAGGCCUUGUCCACCAUGUGCUUCGUGCCCCUGGUCUGCUGGAUCGUGUGCACCGUGCUGCACAAGCAGCUGGAGAAGGGGCAGGGCCUGGACGGGCUCCAGACCACCACGCAGGUCUUCCUGCACUUCCUGAGCAUCCUGCUGCGGUUCCACCGCCGGCCGAGGGCCAGGGCGCCCGCCGACUCCCUCCUGGAGCAGCUGGGGACCCUGGCGGUCCACGGCCUCCUGACCCGCAAGGUCAUGUUCGACCGGGAGGACCUGGAGGCCCACGGGCUGCCCACCGCCGCCCCGCCCACCAUCUUCCUGAGCGCCGUCCUCCGCCAGGGCGUGACGGUGGACACGGUCUACAGCUUCGGCCACAUGAUGCUCCAGGAGCUGUUCCUGGGGCUCGCCCACCUCCUGGAGGCGGGGCUGCGGGCGGAGAACGGCCACCUGCUCCAGGCGAUCCGCUUCUUGUUCGGCCUCAGCCACCCGCAGUGCCAGGCCAUGCUGAGGCAGCUCCUGCCGGGCCGGGCCGCCCUCACGCCCUCCCCGGAGGGGGCCCUGCUCAGCUGGGUGCAGCGUUCGGCCGCGUCUCCCCGGGCCGGGCAUCCUCCCUUCCUUCUGGAGCUCCUGCACUGCCUGUACGAGUGGCACUGCGACGGGCUGGUGGGCCAGGUGGCCGGCCAACUCAACGUCCGCUUCCUCCUCUUCCCCCUCAAGCGGAGUGACUGUCUGGCCCUGGCCUACUGCUUGGGCUGCUGCCCUUCCGUCAGCUGCCUGCACCUCUACUCCUGCGGCCUGGACCAAGGGGAUAUCCGUCUGCUGCUGCCUGCCCUCAGCAAGUGUCAGACCCUGCACCUGGGGCUCAGUGAUAUCCCGUCCGGCCUCAUGCGGGAGAUCGGAUGCGGUUUCUCCCCCAAACAGAGCGUCACCAGCGUCCUCCUCCAAGGCCUCGGUCCCAACAAUUCCUCCAGCCAGAAGGAAACGGUGUUCAAGGUCUCGGCUCUCUGGGGCUCUCGGCCGUGCAGCCUGAGGGUCAGUAACGUGGCCAAAGAGACCACGCUGGAGCUCUGCUCCUGGGCCGUCCGCGCCCACCGGCCCCGGGAGGUCACCCUGCAGGGCACUCAACUCUGCGAGUCCAGCUUCCGUCAGCUCUGCAGAUUGCUCCGCUUCUACCACGGCAAACUGGAGACGCUCAGGAUCUCUGGGAAUCUCCUCACCAAGGGCUGUAUUCCUGACCUCGAACUGCUUGUCAGGGCCAACCCUGGUCUGACCCACCUGGACCUGAGCGGGAACAGCCUGGGAGACGAAGCGGUCGCCCUUCUCUGUGCCCACCUGGGGGCUGCUGACAGGCAGCUCUGCCACCUCAGUCUGGUGGAGAACGGGCUCACGCAAGAGUGCGUCCCUGCCUUAUCGUCCCUGCUGUCCAAACUGCCAGCCCUGACCUGCCUCAAGCUCGGCUUCAACUCUCUGGGCGACCCAGGACUCCUGAUUCUGGCUCCAGCCCUGAGCGAUCCGACUUGCGGCCUACUCAAACUGGACCUGGAAGCCAACGGCCUUACAGAUGCCUGCAUGCCCACCCUGGCUCAGGCCCUGGCUCGGAAUCAGACCCUGGAGGCGUUGAUCCUCAACGGCAACAAGCUGAGCACUCUCAGCAUCCCUCACCUGGACACCAUCUGGAGGGAGGCCACUCAGCUCUGCCAGCUCGAGCUCCUGUUUAACCAGAUUCCCUCGACUACCAGGGGACGCUACUCCAUGUAUUUUAAUCCUUGUGGCAAGAAGCCCCGGGAGCCAGCUGUGGUCGGCGAGGCCGCGAGCGGAGGAGCCCCGGAGGACGGGCCCGCUAAGUGACCGGUGCUGGGACAACGCGGGGCCAGGUCGGUCCCUUCCCCGCAGGAAAAGGCCGUGACCAAGGGCCGGGUCCUGGCUCUGUGUCCCACCUGCUGCUGAACGGCCGGUCGGUCUCUCGCCUCACACGCUGCCUCAGUUUCCUCAAGGCAGCCUGGGCUCCAGUUAGUGGAAUGUGGAGAAGGAGGGAGGGAGGGAGGACAGCCCUACUACCUUCCCCACCAACGCUGGGCCCUGGAAAAGCCCAGGGCCACCGCACCCAGCCCGUCACAACCGCAGAAGGCGCAGAAAGGGCCACGGUUGAUCUGUCCUGCGGACGGCACGUAAGGUUGAGCGCUGCCCCUUCUCCCCCCGGCACCCCGCAUCUAACUCCAGGAGUCAUCACCAUCAACUUUAUUUAGAAAAAAUAAAAGGCCAAGGGAAGGAUGGGGGAGAGCUGGCUACACAUUCCACUUUAAUACAUAAAAAAAA